CCCCCCCCGGUGCCUGACGGACCGUUGGGCCGCGAGGGGACCCCUUGUACCCCUCCCCCCUCGGUGCCUGGCGGACCGUUGGGCCCUGCCCUCCUUCCCGGUCCCGGGCUUUAACCCGCUGGGAGGAGACGGGGUUGCGGAUAGGAGGAUCCCGGCUCUCCUUGCCUCCGGGCUGGGAGGCCGGUCGGUAGCGUCGCUGGGGGAGAAGCUGCGUGUCCCCUCGGCUCCGGCGGCGAGCGUGGCCCUGGGUGGCGCAGGCCGGGUUGUGCGGGGGGGCGGGCGCCGGAGGGCGGCCGCGGGGUGUCUCACCCCUCCUGAGCUGUGCUCAGCGCUGACUGACGCAGUGAAAGCGCCUCGUACAGCGCCCAGCCUUGCCAGCGCCAGUUCAGCUCCCCUGGUACCAGCCAAAGUAGGAGCUCGUCUGCCCCUGUGGUCAGCGUUGCAUUGAUCAAGCUUUCUCAUGCACGAGAGGACAAGGCCUGAAAUUCUGUUACCUUACCAUAAAAAGGCCAGAACUAUGAUAGCAGUUGGACUUGGUGUUGCAACUAUUGCAUUUGCAGGUCGUUAUGCAUUCCGCCUCUGGAAACCAUUGGAGCAAGCAAUUACAGAGACAGCAAAGAGGAUUUCAACUUCUAGUCUUUCAUCUUACUAUAAAGGAGGGUUUGAACAGAAAAUGAGUAGGCGAGAAGCUAGUCUUAUUUUAGGUGUAAGUCCGUCUGCUGGCAAGGCCAAAAUCAGAACAGCCCAUAGAAGAAUCAUGAUUUUGAAUCAUCCUGAUAAAGGUGGAUCACCUUAUUUAGCAACAAAAAUAAAUGAAGCAAAAGACUUGUUGGAAUCCAGUGCCAAAAAUUGAAAUACUAGGCCUUAAAUAAAAAGAAACAGCUUUUUACACGUCUCAUUCUGUGGAAGAUCGAGCGGAUGCAUUGUGCAACAGCUUUCAUAUCUACUUCUUCUGCACAGCUUCUUAGAACUACAUUCAAUGUUUGUAUUUAUUGUCAUAAUUAAAGGUUUAAGACUACUUAAAAGUAAAUUGAAAUAUUUUAUAUGUGA
Molecule: messenger RNA, 1050 nt
Organism: Dromaius novaehollandiae (emu)
Lineage: Eukaryota; Metazoa; Chordata; Aves; Casuariiformes; Dromaiidae
Gene: DNAJC15
Product: DnaJ heat shock protein family (Hsp40) member C15
Exons: 6
Coding region: 461-853 (130 amino acids)
Biological process (GO): protein import into mitochondrial matrix
Cellular component (GO): PAM complex, Tim23 associated import motor
Molecular function (GO): ATPase activator activity
Source: RefSeq, a predicted model, not a curated record